Molecule: messenger RNA, 3111 nt
Organism: Carassius carassius (crucian carp)
Lineage: Eukaryota; Metazoa; Chordata; Actinopteri; Cypriniformes; Cyprinidae
Gene: prkcha
Product: protein kinase C, eta, a
Exons: 14
Coding region: 516-2657 (713 amino acids)
Biological process (GO): protein phosphorylation
Molecular function (GO): diacylglycerol-dependent serine/threonine kinase activity; ATP binding
Source: RefSeq, a predicted model, not a curated record
AAAUAUUGUCCACUCUUGGCUUUGUUUAAAGAAAAAUAUCUGGACCGUUUCUCUGCAAUUUCCUCGGCGCCCAGCCGCUCAGUUUCUCUGGUUGGAAUAAAGCACUUAGAAGUUUUUACACCAAGGUUUGUCUGACACGGGUCCAAAGUUCAGCAAAUAUGGACGGACUGUGAAAGUGUCAAUGAAAACUUUGCAAAGGCGAGAUCGUAAUAACGGAUAAAACUGAAAGGUUUUAAGACAUAACGAGAGAAAAAACUUAUUAUUGUGACUUGAGUCCCUUGAGGGAGACGCGUAAUCAGGCGUGAACUCCUCCACUUCCCCAUUCUGCCCACUCGGCUCAGUCCUUCCGCAAAGCAGGUGUUUCAAACAGCGCUUUUGUUUCAGAUGCACAGGCUUUUAACUGAUGUGCGUUUGUGCAUUUACACUUGCCCAUUUGAGUGAUAUAAUGUCUAAAAGUCACUAAGUCAGUUAGGCUAAUAGGCUUAGAUUUGCUAGGCUCGAGUUUAGAGGAGACCAUGAAGUUUAACGGGUAUCUUAAGCUGCGCAUCGGCGAAGCGGUGGACCUGAAGCCCACGACCACCUCUAUGCGACACGCAGUGAUGUUCAGCAAGGCCAACCAGACCAUGGACCCGUACAUCGUAGUGAAAGUGGACGAGUAUAAGAUCGGACAGACGCACACCAAGCAGAAAACAAACAUGCCCACGUAUAACGAGGAGUUCUCCGUUAACGUCAACAACGGCAAGCAAGUAGAGCUGGCCGUUUUUCAUGACGCACCGAUUGGGUACGAUGACUUCGUGGCCAACUGCACCAUCCAGUUUGAUGAUCUGAUGAAGAGCACGAACAGAGAGGAGUCAUUUGAAGGAUGGGUUGACCUUGAACCUGAGGGUAAGGUCUACAUCCUGGUUAGUCUCACAGGUACAUUUAUAGACGAUGAUGCUGGCGGAAACACGCGUCCCUAUAAAGAAUUUAACCGAAAACGGCAGCAGGCAGUUAGAAGAAAAAUCCACCAAGUAAAUGGACACAAGUUCAUGUCUACCUUCCUAAAGCAACCAACAUUCUGCUUCCACUGCAAAGAAUUUAUAUGGGGUGUUUUUGGAAAACAGGGCUACCAAUGUCAAGUGUGCACCUGUGUAGUACACAAGCGAUGCCAUCAGUUUGUGGUUACAGUCUGUCCACGCAUGAAGAAACCUGCCAAGGAACAGACUACAAAUCAGGGUUUCAGUAUAAAUGUUCCUCAUAAGUUUAACAUCCACAAUUAUAAGGUCCCUACCUUCUGUGACCACUGUGGCUCUUUGCUGUGGGGCAUUGUACGGCAAGGAUUGCACUGCAAAAUUUGUAAAAUGAACGUCCAUAUCCGCUGUAAGGGAAAUGUUGCCCCAAACUGUGGAGUCAACAAUGUAGAACUGGCCAAUAAACUGGCAGAAAUGGGCCUUCAGCCGGGAGGACUGACCAAACGCAACUCAAUGGGUCUUUCAGGUAUGGAUGCUCAAUCGCGUGCAUUGAGUAUGAGACGAGAUCGAGGAAAAUCUAAAAAAGAGCCAAGUCGAAAGCUGGGAAUCUCAAACUUCACACUCCUGCAGGUUUUGGGAAAAGGCAGCUUCGGCAAGGUGAUGCUGGUCCGGUUGAAUGGUUCAGAUCAGGUGUUUGCAGUGAAGGUGCUGAAGAAAGACAUCAUACUGCAGGAUGAUGAUGUUGAGUGCACUAUGACAGAAAAACGAGUGUUAUCCUUGGCUUCCACUCAUCCGUACCUCACUCAGCUGUACUGUUGCUUCCAGACACCGGAGCGUCUGUUUUUUGUAAUGGAGUUUGUGAAUGGGGGAGAUUUGAUGUUUCACAUUCAGAAAUCCAGGAAGUUUGAGGAGAACAGAGCCAGAUUCUACACAGCGGAGAUCACAUCUGCUCUCAUAUUCCUCCACAGCAAGGGAAUAAUAUACAGGGAUUUGAAGUUGGAUAAUGUUCUGCUGGAUAAGGAUGGUCAUUGUAAACUGGCAGAUUUCGGCAUGUGUAAGGAGGGGAUGUUUGAAGGUGUUGUCACAGGAACCUUCUGUGGAACCCCAGACUACAUUGCUCCAGAGAUCCUUCAGGAGAUGCUGUAUGGCCCGUCAGUUGAUUGGUGGGCUCUCGGUGUGCUGCUGUAUGAGAUGCUUUCUGGCCACGCCCCCUUUGAGGCAGAGAAUGAGGAUGACCUUUUUGAGUCCAUCCUGACUGAAGAGAUCAUCUACGCAUCCUGGCUCAGCACAAAUGCUGUGGACAUACUAAAAGGGUUUCUGACAAAAAAUCCAUCCCGUCGUCUGGGUUGUGUGGCUGCCGAGGGUGGAGAGAGCGUUGUAACCAGUCACCCGUUUUUUACAAGCAUUGACUGGAACAAACUUAACCAGCGAGAGCUUGAACCACCUUUCAAGCCCAGAAUUAAAACUGCAGAAGAUGUGAAUAACUUUGAUCCUGACUUCACCCAAGAGGAUCCUACUUUUACGCCCAUCGAUGAGUCCAUCAUCCCAUCCAUCAAUCAGGACGAGUUCCGUGACUUCUCCUUUACUUCCCCUGAACUGCUGAAAGUGGUUUCAGAUUUGCAAAGCAGUGCUGAAGAAAUGUGUGAUGUCAUGAACGAACAGAACUCAGGAGAAUUCUGUGAUUUGAUAGAACCAAAUAAAUUGUGACAAUAGAAACUUUCAGGAGCAGUUUAAAGAAACAUUUGAAUACCAUUGUAUUAAAAUUGGUUAAAGGCUUUUUGGUCUUUGCCUAAGCUAUAAGAUUCUUUUGGCCUAUGCUUAUGCUUUUGAACAACAGUGAUUUGCAAAGAUCUCCAUGAGACACUCCAUCCUGUAAGACAGCAGUUUACACAAAUUUGAACAACAGGCGAACUUGUCUGUCCUGUUGCUACUGUAGCUGUUUUAACAGUGUUUAUAUCUGGAUGCUUAAGAAACUUGAUUUGAUCCCUCUGCACUUGCUGACCUUGCUCUGAAAAUGCAUUUUUAAUGGAAACUCUAGUUUUAUAAGAUAUGUUCAUGUUUAUUUGUACAUCUGUGCUGUUUGUUGUUUUGUUAUAACAUUUCAGGUCAGAAUUUCACCCAUGAUUAAACUCUGGCAUCUUUAGAGGUGUUUUAUUUUUGA